CCGUGGAUGCCGUGGUUUAACCGUGGUUUAACCGUGGUCGUGCCGUGGUCGACCGUGGUUUAACCCUAAACCUCACAAACUGUUUAUUUAUUGUUUAUAAUUUUACAAAUUCUGAAAAAAGAAAAAUAUUUUUUAUUUUUGUGUAUACAGAGAGUAGAUUAUGUCUUUACGAACAUCGAAAGACGUUGAUCCUAUCAAAAAUGAAAGGGCAGGCAAUGUACGAGAAGUAGGUUCACAUGCAAUUUGGAGUCUUUCUUCUUGUAAACCAGGCUUUGGCGUUGAUCAAUUGAGAGAUAAUAGGGCUGAUACAUAUUGGCAGUCAGAUGGCCAACUGCCGCACCUCGUUAAUAUUCAAUUUCAGAAAAAGACUACAAUAAGUGAUAUUUAUAUUUAUACUGAUUACAAACUAGAUGAAAGUUAUACGCCUAGCAGAAUAUCAAUAAGAGUAGGGACACACUUUAAUGAUAUUCAAGAAAUUGAAGUAGUGCCAUUAGUAGAACCAUCUGGAUGGGUGCAUGUCCCAAUUAGAGAUAUACGUGACAGACCAAUUAGAGUAUUUAUGAUACAGAUAGCUGUAACUAGCAAUCAUCAGAAUGGCAGAGACACUCAUAUGAGGCAAAUAAGACUCCACAGUCCAAUAGAAAAUCCUGGUUUAAGUGUAGAAAAUUUCACUAAUUUCUCAACUGUAGAAUUUCAACAGUUUGCAACAAUUAGAUGAAAUAUUUGGAGAUUCAUUUUGUAAAUAAGUCAGAAAAAAGUAUGUGUUAAUAAAAUAUUUCAUUUAUUAUUA
Messenger RNA from Sitophilus oryzae (rice weevil), 790 nucleotides. It is a transcript of the gene APC10, whose product is annotated as anaphase-promoting complex subunit 10. Gene Ontology annotation, cellular component: anaphase-promoting complex. NCBI's taxonomy places the organism in Eukaryota, Metazoa, Arthropoda, Insecta, Coleoptera, Curculionidae. The coding region runs from base 161 to 718 and encodes 185 amino acids. Gene Ontology annotation, biological process: protein K11-linked ubiquitination; anaphase-promoting complex-dependent catabolic process. The record is from RefSeq and is a predicted model, not a curated record. The transcript has 3 exons.